Molecule: messenger RNA, 2139 nt
Organism: Cyphellophora europaea CBS 101466
Lineage: Eukaryota; Fungi; Ascomycota; Eurotiomycetes; Chaetothyriales; Cyphellophoraceae
Exons: 2
Coding region: 1-2139 (712 amino acids)
Biological process (GO): proteolysis
Cellular component (GO): cytoplasm
Molecular function (GO): dipeptidyl-peptidase activity; metalloexopeptidase activity
Source: RefSeq, a predicted model, not a curated record
AUGGACGCCAGCACCCUGUCCAACUACCUUGCCGACUCACCGCCGACCGUGGUCAGGCUCGAAAUCGCUCCCCAUUUCGCCGCCCUGAACCCACAGCAGAAACGCUACGCACACCACCUCUCUCGUGCCGCCUUCCACGGCACACGCAUAACACUCGCGCAAGUCUCGUCCGAGUCCGUACCCAUCUAUGACCUCAUCGUCGCGAUCCACAAGGCCUGCGAUGGCGACUACAAGAAACUGGUGGAAAAGACCGGGGCGAGCGAGGAGCACGUGCGGCAGUGGCUCGAGUACGCGGCACAGUUUCUGGGCAAUUGCGGUAAUUACAAAGGAUUCGGAGACUCCAAAUUCAUUCCAAGGAUGGCGGCGGAGGAGCUUCAGAAGAUCAGCAACGUGAGUGCGGAGGCGAAGCGGCUGUUUGAGAAGGCGCAGAGCACGGGAGGGGGGAUCUAUGAGACCAAAAAGGCGGGGCUGAUGCAUCUGGGCUAUCCGGACCAGGGGCACAUGAGCACGUACUACCCGGAUAGUGAGGGGAUCACCAAGGAGGAGAUUCAGGUGGUCGGGGAUGUGUUGGAAGGAAAAGGUCUGCCAAUCGAGAACACGAGACUAAGGAAGACGAAAGAUGGUGACUUCGAGCUGUUGGUGGCCAGUGCGGAUGAACCGACAGGAGAUGAGCGAGACCUGAAGGGUGUAGAGGAGAUUGACCUGACAGGGAAUUUGGAAGGCAAGAAGCUGACAUUCGUCUUUGGUGACUACCGGGAACAGAUGGCGGCGGUGGAGCGAGAGAUCAAGCUGGCAGAAAAAGCGGCACUCAAUGACAAGGAGGCGAAGAUGAUGGCCGAAUACGCCAAGUCCUUCGGCAAGGGCAGCAUUGAAGCCUACAAGGAAUCGCAGCGGUGGUGGAUCAAGGACAAGAAGCCGAUGGUGGAAACCGACAUCGGUUUCGUGGAGACGUACCGCGAUCCUCAUGGCGUGCGUGGCGAGUGGGAAGGCUUCGUCGCUAUGGUCAACUUGGAGCGCACCAAAGCCUUCGAGAAGCUGGUCAACGCCGCUGGAACCUUUAUUCCUAAGCUGCCCUGGAGCACAGUCUUCGAAAAGGACAAAUUCCUGUCUCCCGAUUUCACGUCUCUCGAAGUUCUGAGCUUUGCCGGCUCUGGGAUUCCCGCCGGAAUCAACAUCCCCAACUACGACGACAUCCGCCAGAACCUAGGCUUCAAAAACGUCUCCCUCGGCAAUGUCCUCAGCGCCAAAGCCCCCAAAGAACCCAUCCCCUUUAUCCGCGACGCCGACGACGAAGUCUACCGCUCCUGCCGCGACCCGGCCUUCGAAGUCCAGGUCGGCAUCCACGAACUCCUCGGCCACGGCACGGGUAAACUCCUGCAAGAAACGUCACCGGGCACCUACAACUUCGACGUUAAAAACCCACCCUUAUCACCCAUCACCAACGAACCCGUACAAACCUGGUACAAGCCGGGCCAAACCUGGUCCAGCGUCUUCGGCAGCAUCGCCUCCUCGUACGAAGAAUGCCGCGCCGAGUGCGUCGCCAUGGCCCUCUCGUGCGAAUUCGACAUCCUCGCCCUCUUCGGCUUCAGCUCCUCCUCCGCAUCCUCAUCCAAAGAAGACCUCCUGACCUCCCCCGCCGGCGACGUCCUCUACGUCGGCUACCUGCAAAUGGCGCGCGCCGGCGUCGCCGCGCUCGAGUACUGGGACCCGAAAUCCAAGAAAUGGGGCCAGGCGCACAUGCAGGCGCGGUACUCGAUCCUGCGCACCUUCCUGUCCGCGGGCGGCGAUUUCUGCCAGUUGAAGCACACCAAGGACGACCUCUCGGAUCUCGAGAUCCACCUGGACCGCAGCAAGAUUCUGAGCCAUGGCCGCCCCGCCGUCGAGGCCUAUCUGCAGAAGUUGCAUGUGUAUAAGAGCACGGCUGACGUCGAGGCCGGGCGGAAGCUGUACGAGGAGAUCACGGGCGUGGAUGAGUGGUGGGCGGAGAAGGUGCGGCCUGUGGUGCUGAGCAAGAAGCAGCCGCGGAAGGUGUUUGUGCAGGCGAAUACUGUCUUGGACGAGGCUGGUCAUGUGAGGUUGGUCGAAUACGAGGCGAGCUGCGAGGGCAUGGUGAGGAGCUACGUCGAACGGGAUGUCUAG